Camelina sativa (false flax) is the source of this 773-nucleotide messenger RNA. RefSeq lists its product as uncharacterized. The record is from RefSeq and is a predicted model, not a curated record. NCBI's taxonomy places the organism in Eukaryota, Viridiplantae, Streptophyta, Magnoliopsida, Brassicales, Brassicaceae.
AGAGAGACAAACACCAUUAAAAGCAGAGAGAGUAAUAAGAGUACGUCAAAAGGCAAAGCCAAAAGCCAACAAUAUUUAAAGCAAGAACGUGAAGCACUUGAAAACACGAUUGAUAUAUAUCCAAACCAAACCCUAUUCGUUGUAACGACGGCGGUGUGGUUUUAGUGUUUACACAAGUUAACCAAAUUAGCCAUCACCGUAAUCUACUGCAAGAAAUCUCCAUCAGCCCUUUUUAUACUCAGUUCUAUACUUUCUAAAUUCCCCAAUUCCAAUGAGCAGAAACAGCAGCAGCAACGGCGUUUGUUGGCAGAGCAACAGCGGUUACUACGGCUAUGGUUAUGGAGGAGGAGGAUACGUGGAGAAGAGACAACUGUUCCUGAAGAGCUACCAAUUCUCUAGGAAACAGAGCUUAACAGAGAAGAUUCAAAGAUCCGUGAAGAGAGUUGUCAAGAAAGUUGUUUGGAUAAGGUUGAAAUCUGCUAGGAAGCUGAAACGCGUCGUUUGGUCGCGUCUCAAAACAGCGUUUUUCUACCGCCGUAGACGCUUUUUUCGUCUCCUUCAUCCAAACAAACCUUCAUCUUACUGCUUCUACUGACUACUGAGUUUAUCUUUUCUCUUCUUGUCUCUGUUUCUUCGUUGAUUUGUGUGUGCAUAUUAGUUUCGCUGCGUGCUUAAAAAUUAAGAUUUAUCUUUUCAUUUAGUUAAUGUCAUUUAAUUGAUUUCACUGAAAUGAUCUUGUUAUGGUUAAGGAUUGCGAUCAAAUUUUUCGAAUU